Messenger RNA from Onychostoma macrolepis, 5554 nucleotides. Its product is annotated as complement C3-like. Bases 707 to 5422 code for a protein of 1571 amino acids. NCBI's taxonomy places the organism in Eukaryota, Metazoa, Chordata, Actinopteri, Cypriniformes, Cyprinidae. The record is from RefSeq and is a predicted model, not a curated record. Gene Ontology annotation, cellular component: extracellular region. The transcript is spliced from 40 exons. Gene Ontology annotation, molecular function: endopeptidase inhibitor activity; protein binding.
CUAAUUUGUUGAGAUGGUGAAUUGGUGGGUUUUCUGUUAAAUGUGAGCCAAAAUCACCACAAUUAAAAGAACCAAAGACUUAAAUUACUUCAGUCUGUGUACAUUGAAUUUAUUUAAUACACGAGUUUCACAAUUUGAGUUGAAUUACUGAAAUAAAUGAACUUUUCCACGACAUUCUAAUUUACUGAGAUGCACCUGUAUAUGCUGUUUGUUUAUUCUUUUGACCCUUAAAAGAUCAACAGAGCAGCUGCCAAUUUACCAAAGGUUGAAUUUACAGAACAGGUUUUUGCAGGUCAUUUACGGGAAAUCUGAAUUGGACUGCCAUGAACUCUUCACAUCCUUUUGCACUCUAUAAAUGUCCUGUUUGAAACACAAAACUGAACUCAGUUUUAUCGACAGCAGCUCUGUUUCUUCAUUAAACACUGAACUUUGAGGCUUUGAUUCUUUGUUACAUUAAUUCAAAAGAUUUGAUUUACAUUUGAUUUAUAAAAAUAAAUCAAAAUAGAAAACCGUUGCUUCAAACAUAAAUAUUACUAGCUAUACUGUUAGACUGUAGAUUGGUGAACUGAAGUGUCAGUUUAUUAAUAAAACAAAUGCAAACAAACAGACUGAGAGAGAGCGAGCGGUUUGGACUCUGAGGGUCGUGGAGGCGGGUAUAAAUCUGAGCUGCUGCAGGUUCACAGACGCUCACAGAAAGAGACACAGGAUGGCCGAGAAGCUGAUGUUUCUGACUGUGGUUCUUCUCUCCUCACCGCUCCUCACACUAUGUGACCCGCUAUUUGUUCUGUCAGCUCCUAAUUUGCUGAGGGUGGGUUCCUCAGAGAACGUGUUUGUGGAGGCUCAGGAUUACUCUGGAGCAGCUAUUGAAGGGAAGAUCAUUGUAAAGACAUUCCCAAAGAAAGACAUGGAGAUACUGUCUAAACCAGUGACUCUGACUGCAGACAACAAUUUCCAGAUCCUUACAGAUAUCAAGAUCCCUGAUGAUCAGAUGUUCUUCACUGAUGAUCCUCUGGAGAAGCAGUAUGUGUAUCUACAAGCUCAGUUUCCAUCUGUCACUCUGGAGAAAGUGAUCAUGCUCUCAUUCCAGUCUGGAUAUAUAUUUGUACAAACAGACAAGCCCAUCUACACACCUGCUAGCACAGUUGAUUACAGGAUUUUCUCUUUGACGCCCAACAUGAAAUCACACAGUGAUUCUGGGAUCACAGUGGAAAUCAUGAAUCCACAAGGCAUCACAGUUUCAUCAGAGAAGAUGUUUCCAAUGAAAGGCAUGAAGUCUGGAGGAUACGCCAUUCCUGAGAUUGCCAGCUCUGGGAUCUGGAAGGUGGUCACACGAUUCAAAAACACCCCUCAGAAGAAGUUUACAGCAGACUUUGAGGUCAAAGAAUAUGUGCCUCCAACAAUUGAAGUGAAAUUAAAGUCCAGUAAGUCAUUCUUCUAUGUGGAUGAUCAGAGUCUGACAGUCGACAUUGAAGCUAAGUAUGUGUUUGGACAGAAGGUGGAUGGAAAUGCGUUUGUGGUGUUUGGUGUGAUGGAUGGUGAGAAGAAAACAAGUAUUCCUACAUCUCUGCAAAAGUUCAAGAUCAUGAAAGGAGAGGGUACUGCAGAACUGACCAAUCAGAUGAUCGCUAAGACCUUUCCAAUCAUUAACCAGCUGGUUGGACGAUCAAUCUAUGUUUCAGUCAGUCUUUUAACAGAAAGUGGCAGUGAAAUGGUGGAAGCAGAACGGAGAGGCAUUCAGAUUGUGACGUCACCGUACACCAUCCACUUCAGAGGAACACCACGCUUCUUCAAACCUGGAAUGCCCUUCAGUGUCUCGGUCUCCGUAACUAAUCCUGACCAGACACCUGCUGAAAAUGUGGAAGUGGAGGUCAGUCCUGGACGGGUCAGAGGUCGAACAAAAGCCAAUGGCAUUGCGAAGGUUACCAUCAACACUGCGGGAGGAUCUUCAACACUGGAGAUCACUGCAAAAACCAAAGACCCACAAUUAACAGAUGAACAGCAGGCAGUGAGGAUGAUGACGGCUCAGGCCUACGAGACCAAAGGUGGCUCCAACAACUACCUGCACAUCACCAUUGAUGCUGCUGAGCUUCAGAUCGGUGAUUCAAUGAGAGUCUAUCUGAGCCCUGGACGAAGCCCAGGAGUCAGAGAUCAGGAUUACACAUACAUGAUCUUAAGUAAAGGUCAGAUCGUUCAAGCAAACAGGUUUAAGCAAGGAGGACAAGCUCUAGUAGCUCUGUCUCUGCCUGUAACCAAAGACAUGGUUCCAUCUUUCCGCUUUGUGGCUUAUUAUCAUGUGGGCUCGUCUGAGGUGGUGUCUGAUUCAGUCUGGGUCGAUGUGAAGGACACGUGCAUGGGAACGCUCAAGCUUGAGGUGAAGGACAAGAUUAAUUACUAUAGCACAGGAGAUGAGGUCCAGCUGCAGAUAACUGGAGAUCCUGGAGCUAAAGUUGGUCUGGUGAUGGUUGACAAGGCUGUGCACGUCCUUAACAAGAACAGACUCACUCAGACAAAGAUCUGGGAUGUCAUAGAGAAGCACGACACCGGCUGUACGGCAGGAGGUGGAAGGGACAGUAUGGGGGUUUUCGCUGAUGCAGGUCUGAUGUUUGAGUCCAGCACUGCAGGAGGAACCAACACCAGAACAACGCCGGAUUGCCCCUUCCUUUCAAAGAGAAGACGGCGAUCGCUGGAUGAUGAUGAAGAUGAUGAAGAUGGCUAUUAUACAGACUCUGAUGAGAUUGUGUCACGUAAGCAGUUUCCUGAGAGUUUUCUUUGGGUGGAGAUUGAUCUACCCAGUAGCAUCGGAAACUAUGGAACAAUCACAAAGCAGAUCUACUUGAAAGACUCUGUUACUACGUGGCAGAUCUUGGCUGUCAGUCUGUCACCAACACUUGGCAUCUGUGUGGCAGAACCUGAGGAGAUGGUCUUUUAUAAGUCAUUUUUCAUUGACCUCAAGAUGCCUUACUCAGCUGUGCGUGGCGAACAACUGGAAAUCAAUGCCAUUAUUCACAACUACACCCCAAUGAAGCUGAAGCAGGUGCGUGUGGAGUUCAUGGAGACAGAAGAUGUUUGCAGCUCUGCCAGUAAGAAAGGCAAAUACAGAACCAUAGUAUCUGUCGACGGAGGCUCCAGCAUAACCGUGUCAUAUGUGAUUAUUCCCUUGACACGGGGAAAGCACAUUAUUGAGGUGAAAGCUUCAGCAUAUGAUUACACUGAUGGAGUGAGAAAGACACUGGUGGUGCUGCCGGAGGGUGUGCUGGUUCAGUCAUGUAGACAAAAUGUGGAGCUCAACCCCAUUAAGAAUGGAGAAAAUCCUUUAGUUUUUAAAGCUAACAUACCAGCUGAUCGGCUUCCAGACACACCUGCUAACAAGUACAUCUCAGUUACUGCUGAAGGGAUCAAUCAGACAGUCGAGCAGGCCAUCAGUGGAAGCUUCAUGGGGCAGUUUAUUGUUCUGCCUCAUGGUAGUGGAGAGGACAACAUGAUCUAUAUGACUCUGCCUCUCAUUGCCACUCAUUAUCUGGACAGCACCAAUCAGUGGGACACUGUUGGCUUGGAGCGCCGUAAUGAAGCCAUCAACUAUAUCAACACAGGUUAUCAGCGGCAGCUGGGUUACCGUAAACCAGAUGGAUCCUACGCUACAUGGCCACCCAGGCCAAGCAGCACAUGGUUGACCGCAUAUGUGGCCAAAGUCUUCGCCAUGGCUACCAAUCUUGUUCUGAUAGAUGAUGAUGUUGUGAUCUGCAGCGCUCUCAAGUGGCUAGUUCUCCACAAACAAAUACACGACGGCUCCUUUAAAGAGGAUUCAGCUGUAAUUCAUGGAGAGAUGGUGGGUGACGUACAGGGAAAAGAUGCCGAUGUCUCUCUGACAGCCUUUGUUGCGAUUGCCAUGCAAGAGUGCAGAGAGAUCUGUGCUGGAUCAGUUGCUAGUCUGCGUGAAAGUAUCAGGAAGGCUGUUUCUUUCUUGGAAGGUCGACUUCCAAAACUGACCAAUCCUUACGCUGUUGCGAUGGCGUCCUAUGCCAUGGCCAAUGCCGACAAACUGGAUAAAGACAUACUGAUGAGACACUCCACCCAAGGAGAAGCCGGUCGGACCUGGACUGUCCCUGGACAGCGUUAUCACUCACUAGAGGCGACGGCUUAUGCUGUGCUGGCACUUGUGAAGGCAAAAGACUUUGAUAAAGCAGGAGAGGCAGUGCACUGGCUGAACAGACAACAGACUCACUAUGGAGGAUCUGGCACCACACAGGCGACCAUCAUUGUGUUCCAGGCCGUGGCAGAGUAUUGCACACAGGUGAAGGACCAACAAAACUUCAAUCUGCAUGUGGAGCUUUCCAUGGCAGGAAAACCCAGACCUGUUAGAUGGACUUUUAAUAUAGAUAAUAUGCAUCUUACACGGUCAAACGAGGUGGAGAUAGACAAGGACUUCAGUGUAACCGCUAGAGGAUCUGGAAUAGCCACUCUCUCAGUUCUGACGCUGUACUACGCCAGACCUGUUGAGAAGAAGUCUGACUGUACAUUCUUUGAUAUGACUGUUAAAAUGGAGAAAGAUCACGAAGCAAAACAAGGAGCCAUUGAAACAUACACGCUUACUUUGGAUUUCUACUACAAAAGUAAUAAAACUGAUUCCACCAUGACUAUUCUGGACAUUGGCUUACCGACUGGAUUUGAUGUUGAUGAAAAUGAUCUUAAAGAGUUGUCUUCAGGGAAGGAGAGACACAUUCAGAAAUAUGAAAGAAAUAAAUUGCUGUCAGAGCGAGGAUCCCUCAUCUUCUACUUAGAAAAGGUGUCUCAUAAAGAGGUGGAAAGGAUUUUAUUCAGAAUGUACAAGCUUUAUAAUGUGGGUCUGCUACAACCUGCUGCAGUCACAAUAUAUGAAUAUUACUCACCAGAUGCACGCUGUACAAAGUUCUACCACCCUGAAAGGACAGAUGGCGCCCUAUACAAACUGUGUAAAGGAGAUUUGUGUUAUUGUGCAGAAGAAAACUGCAGUUUCCAGAAGAAGAAUCGGGUCAGCGAAGAGGAGCGUUUGAUUAAAGCCUGUGAAGUUGGCAUGGAUUUUGUUUAUAAAGCCACAGUGGAGGAGAUGAAUCUGAAACAGGACUCUGACAUCUAUGACAUAAAGGUGGAGCAGGUGCUGAAAGAAGGCACUGACGAGGAUGCUGAGGGCAAAGUGAGGCAAUUUUUUGCUCGUCCCAGUUGUAGAGAACAUUUAGGAUUGGUAAAAGGCAAGUCGUACCUCAUCAUGGGCAAAUCACUUGACCUGUCAGACAAAGGCAAAAGUGUGCAGUAUAUUUUUGGAGAGCAGACCUGGGUUGAAUACUGGCCCACAAGAGAGGAAAGCCCAACUCCAGAACACAGGGAGCGAUACAUCGGCAUCACUGAGCUCCAGAACAGCCUCCUCAAAUAUGGAUGUACUUUAUAAUUAUAGUAUAACAACUAUUUUUUAUUACAGGAAAUGUAACGUUAUCUUUUGCACACUCUAAAUAAAUUGUUCUCAAUAAUAAUAACAAUAAUUAUAAUAAUGCUUUUCACCAAAAUAUGCUGGUGUAAUUCU